Molecule: messenger RNA, 1924 nt
Organism: Homalodisca vitripennis (glassy-winged sharpshooter)
Lineage: Eukaryota; Metazoa; Arthropoda; Insecta; Hemiptera; Cicadellidae
Product: inactive ubiquitin carboxyl-terminal hydrolase MINDY-4B-like
Exons: 10
Coding region: 496-1857 (453 amino acids)
Biological process (GO): protein K48-linked deubiquitination
Molecular function (GO): cysteine-type deubiquitinase activity; K48-linked deubiquitinase activity
Source: RefSeq, a predicted model, not a curated record
UACACAAUAGCAUCGACCCCACAGUUCGAUAUCUCGACGUUAUUUGAUUAGUCCCGUUAAACGUCUCGGAACUCAGUCACUUCCUGGAUCGUGGGGGCAGUGUUAUGGGCUAGGUUACGUUAUUGGCCUACGUAUAUAUUAACGUGUCGGAAUACAACUAGAGGUGGCUUUCUGUAUAGUAUAUAAUAGACCACACUUCUAAUCAGGCAACAAGUGUUUUAGUUACGUUGCUCUUGAACUGAUUAAGACCAUACAGUGAACAGUAAUGAACGACAUGUGUAAACCAGUUUAAGUGCAAAGUAAAAUUUAAAUUCAGCAAUACUUGAGAAACAGUUUCAAAAAUAUGUUUGCUAUGAUGUCAGUCAAACACGGUUUAAAGUGUUAAAAUACUGGAGUGAUAUGGAAACUGUGUUUGCAACGGAACCUAUAGUCGUGUACAAUAGACGUCGUAAUGUUACGCUCUGGAAACGUCGAAUGUGAGAGUGUCAUCGCAGCAUGAUUCACAGGUUCAGCAAAGGCCACCGGGUCAUGUAUGCCCGCAACCAGCAGCGGUCUGCGGGCAGGGUGCCGGUGGUCGGAGGCUCGCCCAUCAACGAGGACAUGGCAGUGGCGCUGAGGACCAUCGUGUUUGGGACGGCAGUGGCGCCGCCCAGGGGCGAGUGGUUGCGGACGGGCAUCGUGUUCAGAGAGCCGGACAAGGAACUCGCCUACGGCCUCAAGGCUCCUCGUAAUGGCACUCGGGGCCUCCUGUCAGCUUUACAGGCAGAGAUAAUCAAAAUCCUGCUGUUUGAGAAGAGAGUAGAAAAUGCAAACUCCAUAGAGCUCUUCCUCAAGCCUGACGGAGCUCGACAGCUGGAGGUGUUGGUGAAGGCAAUGGGCGAGAUCCUGUGGCGAAUAGGUGAAAAGUCCAAAGUUAUCAUGUGUCUGCCACAGGACUUGAUACUCGUACCUCAUUCUGUCAACUUCUUCCAAGAUUCUCUCACCGAAAAGCUUCAUCUAUUCGAAAUCACUUCUCUAGAAGACUUACAGAUUUUCAUCAAAAGAUACAUUCAUGUGUUCUUGGAAGAAACUGGUCCAGGAACUCUCCUACUUCUAUACAGUGCAGUGGCAACCAGAGGGACUGAAAACACCCAACGAGACUUGGAAGUGGAGAAAGGAUACCUGGUGACGGGUGCAGAAGAAGGUUCACUCUGCAUUGUCACCCUGAUGUUGACUGGUCGCGCCACCCCGUACCUGCACAACGGUGUCGUGUAUGUGGGCGAUGAAGAGCACUACGCUGUUCCCCAGUACGGUAUCUUGGCCCGCAGUGAGGUCGGAUUUCUGCUUUAUGAAGAGGGUGUGGAGGAACGCAUGCCUGGCUCAAGACUCAAGACACCAUCGUUGCCCAUCUGGGUGGUUUGCAGCCAGGGGCACUUUGGUGUCAUGUUCAACACCAACAGAGAACUACUCAGGAACUACCAUGCCGAGAGGAGGUUUGAACUCCACUACUACACGUGCGGGGGCAGUCAGUGCCAGCUGAUAGUAGACACCCGGCAGGAGGAGCCUCAGUCUAACAAUCACAGUGAGCAAGAUCAAGCUGCCAUCAGCGCCUUCAGCAACAUCGAGAAACUGGUCCACACUAAGUUAGUAACUCUUCUAUACUAUACUACUAUAGUAUUUAUCGAACUUUACUACUAUACGUGCGGGGGCAGUCAGUGCCAUCUGAUAGUAGACACCCGGCAGGAGGAGCCUCAGUCUAACAAUCACAGUGAGCAAGAUCAAGCUGCCAUCAGCGCCUUCAGCAACAUCGAGAAACUGGUCCACACUAAGUGGCAAGAUGCAAGAAUCCAAUGGAUUGGAACAACACAAUUCAUUUAAGAAUAACCAACCAAAUUACUUCAAUCAUUUGAAUAAACAUGUGUGUAUACCACUAUAUAUAUAUAUA